Messenger RNA from Mesorhabditis spiculigera, 327 nucleotides. The record is from the annotation of a GenBank genome assembly. Lineage: Eukaryota; Metazoa; Nematoda; Chromadorea; Rhabditida; Rhabditidae.
AUGGCACCCCCGGAAAAGGAUGAUGCUGGCCGCAAGAAGAAGGAAUCCAUUGUUGACCUCUCGAGAUUUAUCGACAAGAAGGUGCGCGUCAAGUUUCAGGGAGGGAGAGAAGCCAUGGGCACGCUGAAGGGAUACGAUGCGCUACUUAAUCUUGUGCUAGACGACGCGAUUGAAUAUCUACGUGAUGCUCCAGACAGUGAAAGGGUGACUGAAGAUACACGAUCGCUGGGCCUUAUUGUUGGCCGCGGGACCGCCAUCACGAUCAUCGCACCCGCCGACGGAAUGGAACAAAUCGCCAACCCCUUCGCAAAUCCUGAUGCAGAAGAA